AACCUCCCUCUCUCCCGUAGACAUCACCAUCUCUCCUCCCCCUCUCUCCGCCAGCAAGGGAAAUUCAAAUGUUCGAACAACAGGAUUCACCGUCGCAGGUCUUCAUCCUAUCGGGCCAGAGCAACAUGGCCGGCCGCGGCGGCGUAAUCGCCAACCACCAAAAAAAGAUCUGGGACGGGAUCGUGCCGCCGGAGUGCGAAUCUCACCCUGCAAUCCUCCGCCUCUCAGCCGAUCUCCGCUGGGAGACGGCGACAGUCCCUCUCCACGCCGACAUCGACGCGGGGAAAGCGUGCGGGUGGGCCCCGGCAUGUCGUUCGCGAAUUCCAUGAGGGAUCGGUUGUGCGGCAGCGGUAGCGGUGCGAUUGGGUUGGUUCCGUGCGCCGUGGGAGGGACGACGAUCUGAUUUUUUGUUUUAGUCUCUACUGGUACCAAUACCACUGGUAGCGCUAUUGGUACGCUACCACUACUCACUGGUACCAAUACCAGUGGCUCCCCUAUCAUCUGGUACCACUAUCAUCUGUUUGUUUUUUUUUUGUUAUUCUCUACUGGUACCGCUACCAAUGCUAGUAGCGUUGUGUUAUUCUCUAUUGGUACCGCUACCAAUAUGGUAGUGGUACCGUUGUAUUGGUAGCGUACCACUAGUACUGGUACAUUUUUUACUGGUACCGCUAGUACUGGUACAUUUUUUAAUGUACUGGUAGCGUACCACUAGCACUGGUAUAUUAAUUACCAGUAGACUAAUAGAUGGGUACACUUUUU
Linum trigynum is the source of this 759-nucleotide messenger RNA. NCBI's taxonomy places the organism in Eukaryota, Viridiplantae, Streptophyta, Magnoliopsida, Malpighiales, Linaceae. The record is from the annotation of a GenBank genome assembly.